UCAGCGUGCAAUGUUUUUGUUUAUGAGCUCGAGUUAGAAAAACACUAAACUCUAGUGAAACUAACGAGGCAUUAAAAGAUUACUUUGUUCCGUGUUGUCGGAAUGGAGGAAAUAAACCUAAUGAAGAUGGAAGGUUUCACUCCUACAAUAAAGGUAGAAGAAUUGAUAAUAUUCGACGCUGUGGUUACAGAAGGAAAAAUCCCGUUCAUUAGCAGCGAUCGGUGCUCUGGUGAACCGUCUCUAGCGAACGCCCCAAGUGAACGUAUAACUAAUGUAAAACAAGAACCUGUGACGGACAUCACCGAUGAAGUUGAGACUACAGCAACUUGCGACGAAAUUGCCGCUUCUAGCUUCAGCAACUCGGACAGUUCGGAAAUACGUAAUACCGCUGUUGGAGAUCAUUCGCGAAAAAAGUACGCUUGUGAGUUUUGCAACAAGGAAUAUAGAACGAAAUGCAACUUGAAGGAUCACACAAGAACUCACACCGAGGAACGACCUUUUGCGUGUGAUAUCUGCACUGGAACAUUUCGCACAGCUGAAUGUUUGCGGUAUCAUAAGAGUGCUCAUACAGGUCACCGGAACUUUGAGUGUGACAUUUGCCAGCGACGUUAUUCCCAAAAAUCACAUCUAACGGCCCACAAAAAGACACACCGCGCAGAUUGUCCUCAUAAAUGUUCGAUUUGCAAUAAAGCAUUCGCAACUAGUUCUCUUCUCCAACGACAUAUGCACACUCACAGCGAUGCCCGAGCCUUCAAAUGCGACAUCUGUGAUGCAUCAUUCAAGAGCCGUGAUGUUCUGAGAAAUCAUAUGAAAAGCCACAAGGUCGAGCCCUCCCCAGGCAACACAGAAGGUUUGGACCCAAAUCAGGCUGGUAACAGCCGAAGCGAUGGUUCAACGAAAUACACCUGCGACAUAUGCGGCAAACAGUACAAACAAAUGGCUUCACUUCAUUUACAUCUGAGGCUUCAUCAGAGCACCACUGUGAGACCUAAACAUAAAACCCAAAACAGAAAGCAGCACGAGUGUACGGUUUGUGGAAAAAGAAAUCAGAGCAGAGCAUUGCUCAAAAAGCACAUGCUUUGUCAUACUGAAGAACGGCCUUUCAAUUGCGAUAUUUGUGGUUCAUCAUACAAGUCAGCUUAUGACGUGGACGUUCAUAAGAAAUGGCACACCUCCGAGAGACCGUAUAAAUGCGAAAUUUGCGGAAAAGGGUUUCUUGUUCCAUCCAGGCUGAUGCGGCACUUGUUUUGUCAUACUAAUGAACGGCCUUUCAAGUGCAAUAUUUGCGGUCUAUCAUUGAGGUGGGAAUACAAUCUAAGAAAUCAUAAACUAAAGCAUAAUGCAAAGCGGGAGAGCUUUACAACCGAGCAAAGUCCUGUGGCGCACUCUGAAAAACAACUACUCAAUUGCGAUAUUUGCGGCUCAUCGUAUAAAACGCCUAUAAACUUGAAAAAACAUAGAGAAAAGCACUCGGAGAGUUCGCAUAAAUGCGAAAUAUGUGACAAAGAAUUUCCAAUUGCUUACAAACUGAGGCAGCACAUGCUUUGUCAUACUAACGAACGACCUUUUAAAUGCAAUAUUUGUAGUUCAUCGUUCAAGUCGAUUUACCAACUACAAGCUCAUGGAAAAACGCACAAUUUGCAGCCGGAUCUUUGCUCGGAAGAACGACUUUUUAAGUGUGAUAUUUGUGGUGAUACAUACAAGACCAGUUCCGCGUUAAAGGUGCACGAGACAAAGCACCUAAGGCAAAAAUUAGUCAAAAGAGAAAAAUGACCAGUCGAUACUGUUUUAGGCCGAUUCGUUACUUACAAAUUUUACGGGUAGAACUAACGUGGGAGUUUUGUUUAGUUCCUACCAUGCAACAUUAGGCCCUCGGGCAAGAACUGUUUGUUAAGGUGGAUUGUUCUGGUCAUACACAGUUCUAUGUCGGGGUGGAACAUAAAGUGGAAUUUCCUGAAGUGAUCAGAAAAUAAAAUCACGAGCAAAUCGAGAAUGGAAGUGAUGAUCCGAUAAAGCUUCAGGUCACCGGCAAACAACUGCCUUGUGGAACAUCCUAGUUGAUUGAAAAAGACUCCGAACAAGUUGCAUGUAACUUCACUAAAGCGCAUCGAGUGGUUAAGUACGAACGGAUCCAUUCAACCAGAGAAUCGGGAGGCCUAACGCUCCUAAUUUGUUGCAAUAAAUGGUCGAUUUAAAUGAAGAAAUCAUAUCUGUUUUUCCAAGUUACCGGCAUUAUUACGUCUGUGAUUUUUAUCGUAACAACAACAAUGCAAAAUUUUAUUUAUUUUCAAUAAGGCCGAUACAAACUUUAUUUUAAUUUUAUUUUGAAAAUAGGAAGGGGAAGAAAAAAGUUCAAGCCGUUUUGUUAAUAUUAUUGACUUUUCGACAGCGUAUAUGCUUAAUUUAGCAACAAACAAGUCCAGUGACAGUAAAAGUGUCAUCAAAAGGCAAGCCAGAUGAUUAAUAAUGAUCAUAGGUAAUGUGAUAUUUUUCAACAAACUUUGGCAUGCAAGUUACAAACGUCGUAACUUGCACACAUUUUUUCAUGAAAGUUACUUCUUUUUUUUUCUUUUCAGUGUUAUUUAUUUUUUGAUUCCCUUUAGCUAACUUUGAUACCCGUUGACAUAAAAACUAUUCAAAGUUUGUAUCAGCCUUAUAAGGAGAAUAUUUUUUUUUAACAUUUUUUAUACAUGGCAUAUUCGUAGAGAAUAAAAUCUAAUCAAGUUAACCAAUUCUGUUCAUACCAUUGAAGUAAAAAUUCAUGUUCAUGUUCAUGAAGUGAAAAUUAGGUGUACAAAGUACAGUCAGGUUUUUUUUACGCGGGGGAUACGUACCUCGUAAAAACAACCGCGUUAAUUCAAAAAUCCGCGUAAAAAAAACCGCGUUAAUUAAAAAAUACGCGUAAAAAAACCUCGUAAAAAAUCCGCGUAUAAAAAACCGCGUAAAAACCUGACUGUACAUAAUCAUUCUGCUAAGGAGAGCUCACUGCUUUCUCAACUUACCUUACCAAACAGUCCCGGGCCGUGGAGCUCUGCAAUCUGCGUAGGGUCAAACCUUGCCCGCGUCUCAUCUCUGAUGGGUUGGUUUCAAGAACCAUCUUUACCGGACUGUCGUCCGACAAGCUUAGAGGCAGGCCGGGAGAACUGAUAACCAUUCCCUCCUACAGCCCCGCUUUGUGUUGGAAACUUAUCAAAAAAUCAUUAUUCUGGAGUUGUGUGUUAGCUCAAACCAACUGAGAUUCUCGUUGAAAAUACGUAUUAAUUACUCUUACGGCGUUAAGUAACAAACCGACCCAAAAAUACCAUCAUUUUUAUUUGUGAUUCAGUUGUGCUCGAAAGAGGUGCUUUUUCGUUUUCCCGUGCAACUUUAACGAAGCAAUUGUCUUGAAUGAAAAAGUGCAAAUAUCACAUUUGUAAGGCCGUUCCUCCGAGUGCGUUUUUUCAUGAACUUGCAGUUUACAUUUUGUUUUGAAUGAUAACCUGCAAAUGUUGCACGCAUAAGGCCUUUCAUUAGCAUGGGUUAGCAUAUGCUGCCUUAGUUUGUAAGGAGUAAGAAAUUGUCUCUCGCAGAUUUCGCAUUGAAUGGGGAUUUCCGAGGAAUGCUUUUCCUUAUGUUUUCUCAAAUUUAUAGCUGUUUUAAACGAUAAACUGCAAACAUCACAAUUGAGAAGUUGUUCUUCAGAGUGAGCAGCGACAGGAUUUUGCUCGAAUGUAAAGCUCUCACGCUUUACACUAUGUGUUAGUUUAUGAAAUCUUAGAGAAGAUUCUGACCUUAACGAUCGAUUGCAAAUAUUGCAUUUAAAUGGCCGUCCGUCAGUAUGACAUAUCAUGUGCCGCUUUAGCGAGGUCGAAUAUGGAAAUUAUUUUCCGCAAAUUUCGCAUUCAUACCGUCUCUCGGCAGUAUGCGUAUUUCUAUGGACUUUCAUAUCACGAGCUGACUUAUAUGAUAAACCGCAAAUAUCGCAAUUAAAAGGUCGUUCUUCAGUAUGAGAAACCAUGUGCCUUAUGAGCGAUGUUCUACUCGGUCUUCUUUUUCCACAAAUCGUACACUCGUGCAGCUUUAGGUUGUAGGUUUUCACCUCGGUGGUACUCUGAUGAAGCUUCGUAUGUAAGUGAAGUGGUCUCAUAUAUUUGUACUGUUUACCGCAUAUGUCGCAUGUGUACUUGGGGAGCCCAACACUUCGAUUUGGUUCAGAACCUUCAACGUCACUGCAAUAGAAAAAAUAAAAAAUAAAUUGGUUCACGAUCAGCGUGAUAAAUUGAGUUUUGUCGCGAGACAAAAUGAAAAUAUAUUUGAAUAUCAAACAAAGCACAAUGAAUAUACAGAAAUAUUUGAUUUCAAGC
Messenger RNA from Wyeomyia smithii (pitcher-plant mosquito), 4343 nucleotides. Its product is annotated as zinc finger protein 595-like. Gene Ontology annotation, cellular component: nucleus. The record is from RefSeq and is a predicted model, not a curated record. NCBI's taxonomy places the organism in Eukaryota, Metazoa, Arthropoda, Insecta, Diptera, Culicidae. Gene Ontology annotation, molecular function: RNA polymerase II transcription regulatory region sequence-specific DNA binding; DNA-binding transcription factor activity, RNA polymerase II-specific. Bases 103 to 1773 code for a protein of 556 amino acids. The transcript is spliced from 3 exons. Gene Ontology annotation, biological process: regulation of transcription by RNA polymerase II.